Solea solea (common sole) is the source of this 2233-nucleotide messenger RNA. RefSeq lists its product as uncharacterized. NCBI's taxonomy places the organism in Eukaryota, Metazoa, Chordata, Actinopteri, Pleuronectiformes, Soleidae. Bases 392 to 1846 code for a protein of 484 amino acids. Gene Ontology annotation, molecular function: zinc ion binding; nucleic acid binding. The record is from RefSeq and is a predicted model, not a curated record. The transcript has 2 exons.
GUGGGGCUUGGUUAGAGCGACGGCUGCUGGAGGAAAGGAGGGAGUGGCUCAGCCGGUGAUCAGACAGCUGGACAGAAUCAGGUAAUUAGUCAGCUAUAUAAGCAUGUUUGUAACCUGGUUCUGAUCUCUUGCAGUAGGCUGGGUCCUGACGCGGACACACAGAGAGAGAGAGAGAGAGACGGAGAGACACAGAGACACAGAGAGUGAGGGCAGCGCAGCGCAGCAGAGCGCUGACAUCACAGCCAGCCACAGCUGACUGCUUUUGUUUUGUUUGGUUAAUUGUUUUCAGUUCACAAUAAACUGGUAUAUUUGCUCCCUCAACGCCGCCUCCUCGUCCUUCCCGAACCCCAGUGAGUGGGAAAAGCUCACAGUGGAGCCUGAACAGGGACACAUGGAAGGACAAUCUCCGCUGUCGCUGGCCCUUCAGCACCUCGCUGCGAUGCAGGAGAGCACCACCACGCUGCAGCAGCAGCAGUCCCAGCUCCUCGCGGACAUUGCGGCGUCACAGCGGGACGAUCGUGCUCUCCUGCGGGAGCUGCUGCAACGCCCGGCUGCCCACGGCGCCGACCCGGAGCCCGGUCGAGGACGGUCUCCGGCCGUCGCCCUGCAGCGGAUGACCGCGGAAGAUGACCCGGAGGCAUACCUGGACAUCUUCGAGGGCACGGCGGAGGCGUGUGGGUGGCCGGAGGAGGAGAGAGCGCUUCGGCUUCUUCCCCUGCUCACCGGCGUGGCGCAGCUGGCCGCGCACAGCCUGCCGGCGGCCGCGCGCCACGACUACACACAGCUGAGGAGAGUCAUCCUGGACCGGCUGGGCAGUACGUCGGAGGGACACCGGCGGCGGUUCAGGGGGCUCUCCUUUGAAGGAGCCGGGCGCCCCUUUUCAUACGCGCAGCAGCUCCUGGACGCAGCGAGGCGCUGGCUCCAGCCGGGGACCCACUCCGCUGAGGACGUCGUUGGACAGGUGGCGCUGGAGCAGUUCAUCGCUGGGUUACCAUCGUCCACAGCCAAUUGGGUCCAGUGCCACCGCCCGGCCAACAUCGAGGCAGCGAUCGUCCUCGCGGAGGACCAUCUCUCUCUUCCCCGGCGGAGCAUGAGGGAGGAGACCAGGCCAGCGACGAUCCCUGCCAGCCGUCCCACUCCAGCCCCGAGGAGGAGGUUCCCAGCAUCGGCUCCUGCACCACACCCACACACACACACACACACACAGCCGGAGCAUGCAUCGCUCCGGUCGUCUAAUUACCCUCUGCCGUCUUUCCCUCAGGGCCCAGCCUACGUGUCUGAUCACCUGGCACCCCGGGGGGCUCCUCAGACGCCAGGGCAGGUGUGCUGGCGGUGUGGGCAGCCCGGCCACAUCAGAGCGGAGUGCCCGCUCAUGGAAGUGGGGCAAGUGGUUAGGGUUGCCGGGCCGCCGGCCCCCUCCCCCGGUUCGGAAGGGACGUACCGUAUACCGACCGACGCCUCGAACAGCGGGCUGGGGGCCGUUUUGUCCCAGGAGGUGGAGGGGGUCGACCGCCCCGUACUGUACGUUAGCCGGAAGCUAGCUCAGCGGGAGGUGAGCUACAGUACGGUGGAGAAAGAGUGCCUCGCCAUACGGUGGGCGGUCGGUGCCCUCCGCUACUAUCUCCUGGGGCGCCCAUUCACCCUCUGGUCGGACCAUGCCCCGCUCCAAUGGCUCCACCGCAUGAAAGAUGCCAACGCGCGGAUCACUCGCUGGUAUCUGGCUUUGCAGCCUUUCCGGUUCAAGGUGAUCCAUAGGCCGGGGAACCGCAUGGCCGUGGCCGACUUUCUCUCCCGCUCUGCGGAGGGGGGGGGGAGUGGGCUUGCGGCCGGCGGGGUCCCGGCCUAAGUCGGGCGGUGGGGGUAUGUGGCAGUGGGGCUUGGUUAGAGCGACGGCUGCUGGAGGAAAGGAGGGAGUGGCUCAGCCGGUGAUCAGACAGCUGGACAGAAUCAGGUAAUUAGUCAGCUAUAUAAGCAUGUUUGUAACCUGGUUCUGAUCUCUUGCAGUAGGCUGGGUCCUGACGCGGACACACAGAGAGAGAGAGAGAGAGAGAGAGAGAGACGGAGAGACACAGAGACACAGAGAGUGAGGGCAGCGCAGCGCAGCAGAGCGCUGACAUCACAGCCAGCCACAGCUGACUGCUUUUGUUUUGUUUGGUUAAUUGUUUUCAGUUCACAAUAAACUGGUAUAUUUGCUCCCUCAACGCCGCCUCCUCGUCCUUCCCGAACCCCAGUG